This is a messenger RNA of Sphaeramia orbicularis (orbiculate cardinalfish), 1772 nucleotides long. RefSeq names its product cyclin E2 (gene ccne2). The transcript is spliced from 11 exons. Bases 62 to 1291 code for a protein of 409 amino acids. The record is from RefSeq and is a predicted model, not a curated record. NCBI's taxonomy places the organism in Eukaryota, Metazoa, Chordata, Actinopteri, Kurtiformes, Apogonidae.
UGUCUAAAUUUAAUGUUUACUUUCUUUCUUUUACAGUGCAGCCAGAAAUACAUUCAACAUCAUGUACAGAACAAGAAACAGGGGUACGCUGCAAGCCAGAAACAGCGCCGAGCCACUCAGAUUGCCACUGAAGAAGAGGAAACAGAAAGAGCCUUCCAAGAAAAUUCAACCUGCCACCAAGAAACAAAACUAUGAAAUACAGAGGUGCUGGUCUCAGGACGGCGCCUCCCCAUGCGUCCUCAUCGAAACUCCUCACAAAGAACUGGAGCCCAUGGACCAGUCCGGGUUCAAACAGUACAUAUUCAAAAACCUCUUCAUCAAGCCCUCCCCCAUCCCCCGCCUCAGCUGGGCCAACUCGGAUGACGUGUGGGUCAAAAUGCUAAACAAAGAGCUGAAGUACGUUCAUGAUAAAAGCUAUCUGCAGAAGCAUCCAAAACUGCAGCCGACAAUGAGGGCGAUUCUGCUGGACUGGCUGUUUGAGGUGAGUGAGGUUUACAGUCUCCACCGGCAGACGGCCUAUCUCGCUCAGGACUUCUUCGACCGCUUUAUGCUGACUCAGACGGAUGUCAAUAAGGACUACCUGCAGCUCAUCGGCAUCACGGCGCUCUUCAUUGCUGCUAAAAUGGAGGAGAUCUACCCUCCUAAAAUUUUCGAGUUCGCCUACGUCACAGAUGGAGCCUGUGAUACCUGGGACAUCCAGCGCACAGAGAUUAACAUCCUCCAGGCGUUGAAGUGGAACUUGUGCCCAGAGACUCCCAUCUCGUGGCUGAACCUUUACGCUCAGGUUGAGGCUCGAAAAGAUGACUCCGAAGAUUUCCUGGUCCCUCAGAUCUGCCCAGACACCUACAUCCAAAUCACACAGCUGUUAGACCUGUGUAUGCUGGACAUCAACUCUCUGGAAUACAGCUACAGUAUCCUCGCUGCAGCCGCCCUCUGCCACUUUUCCACAUUUGACAUCGUCCAUAAAGUUUCAGGUCUGACGUGGGAAACUGUGGCCCCCUGCUUCCGGUGGAUGAGGCCCUUCAUGGACGCUCUGCGAUCCGAACCCAGACCUCAGCUUAAGAGUUUCCCCAAAGUGAAACCCGAUGACCGACACAACAUCCAAACCCACGUGGCCUACUUGGACAUCAUGAAAAAGGUACAGGAACUUCACUCCAGCAGUCCCGAACGCCAGCUCUCACCUUUACCUGUCGGUUCAGUCUUAACGCCACCCAGCAGCACUGAGAAGGCCGCUGUCACUGAGCAACACAAACAAACCCGCCAAUCACUGAGCAGUAUUCGCAAAGCCUGAAUGUCCCGCUACCUCCUGAGCAACAGCACUGUUUUAGGAAGUUUCAUGUAGCAUGGUCAGGGUUGUCUUUUAAACACUAAGAUCUGACUCUUUCACAAUAUGAGCUGGCAGGCGUUUAUUUUUUUCCCUUUUGUUUAAGUUGAUUGGAAACUCAUCGUGUCUUACCUGUGAGGUGUUAUCUGGGAGCUGAACUGGUGCUAUUGUGCUUUAAAUGGUGCUUCAGUAGAUUCUCAGGAGAUUGAAAGCAGCAGACUGUCCCAUUCUCUGCUUGUCCUUUCUAAGCGACUGCUGUUCUGCAGCACGAGCCAUAGUACUUUUUUUUUUUUUUUUUUCUUUUUUUUUAAACGUCCUAAACAAUGAAUGAAGCUCAGUUUUUCUUAAAUCUGCAACCUGGUUGCACAUUGUUGUUACAUUCCUGGGAAACUUGACUUGCGUAGGAAACCUUGCCUACCACUGUGUAAAGUUUUUGCUUUUCAUUUUU